CGUCCCUUAGCUAACAACACCGCUCAAGUCGAAAAUUGGCGGUUUUUACAUUUUAAUGCCAUUGGAUGAAGCUGCGCCUUGCGCGUCGAACCAUUGGUCUCAUGAAACGGAUUUCAGCCAAUCAAAAGCCGUUAUUCAAAAAAUAGUGACAGCGCUCAAGUCAGUUGGCGUCGCAACACCGCCCAAGUCGUUAGUCUGUCAUACUUUUCUCGCGAAAAUAUUUCGCGCUCCGUGAUUAUUCAAUUUAUAUGUGAAUUUUAUAGCUGAAACGUCUAUGCAAGAAGUUUAAAUAGAAGAUUAAGAGGUAAGCUAUAGAAUAAAGUAAUGUUUAUUAAUUUACGCGUAUUAAUUUAGAAAUAAAUGAUAAAAUAAUAUCUUUACUUACUUAGGCGGUGUUUACUAAAUAUUUUUUCUUAACUUAGGCGGUGUUUCAAAAUGUAUUUUAUUUCUUUUAGGAUACUCAAUAAUUGUAAUACGCUAUGGAUGGAGAAGAAAUAGAUUCCUGGAGUGAUCUUAGUUCAGGUGAUGAAUGGUUAUUUGGCCAAUUACAAGAAUCAGGACUGAUGUCAAGGCAUAUUAAACGGAGUAAACAAAGUAGCAAAGAAGAUAAAAAAAAAAUUAAACUAGAUUUGAAUAAAAAAAAUAACAUUAAUUCUUCUGACACUAAAGCAUGCAAUUCUACUAAUAAAUAUGAAACUAUUGCAACACCAAUAAAUGAUCAAAGCUUCGGGGAGUCUAUAAAAAGUAUUACAAGUAGCCAGGAUAAUGUAAACACAAUAUUUGACCAGAACAUAGACUUGGAUAAUAUUGAAAACAUUGACAUUCACAAUCUACAAGUUGUAGAAAAAGUUGGUAAUGACUUCUUUGAUCUGCAACAUAUACCACCCGAAUUUGCUACAGUGACCAUCGAGUAUCCUCAGCCUUCUGCAUUGAAUGUAGCCAAUAUCUCGGUAGAAUGUGAGAACGUUAUACAAGAACUAGGAAAUAUUGACAUUGAAGCUUUAACUACGAAUACUCAAGACCCAGUUUCGGAUAGAGUAAUUAACACAGAUGAAAAUAAAACAAUCCAAAACAAUAUACAGCAAUCCAGCGACUCUGCUACUCCAUCAUGUUCUUCAAAAGUGGUCAUACUCAGUAAUGUUGCUUAUCACGGUGAUUUGUUAAGCCAUAAAAAACGACAGAACAAGGCGACAAAAGAUCCAAAUAAAUAUAAACGCAAUAUAAAUAAAGAAUUACGGAUGAAGGGUGAAAAUUAUUUAGGUUACAGAAGAGACAGAAAAGCAAAGAUUAAUGAAACAUUUAAAGUGAAACAAGACGUAUUUAAGCCUGCAAGAUCCAUAAAACCACCAUGCACUUCUGCGUUUUGCAAGAAAUCCAAACUCAGGUCAUGUGACAACAUAAACGAGCAACAGCGUAAAUAUUUAUUUGAAAAUUUCUGGAAGAACAUGAACUGGGAGCAGCGAAGAUCAUUUAUAACUUCUCACGUUAAUAAAGUACCGAAGAAAGUUACAAAAAAUCCAGAAUCAUCCAAGAGAACUGAUAGUCGAACUUACGUUUUGACGAUUGAUAAUGUUCGUCACCAAGUGCUUAGUAGACCAUCUAGAGAAGGUUUUGAGUAUAAAAUUAUUGCCUGUGGUUUUAUAUUCCGAUGGUUGUUUCUGCGUCGCAUUCUCGGAAUUUACUGGCCUGAGACCAUCUCCAACGUAGAGCUUUUGGAGAAAUGCCACAAAAGCCCAAUCGACUGCCAGAUCAAGCGCCGCAAGUGGGGAUGGAUAGGGCACACGCUCCGAAGGGAUCCUGACCACAUACCCAAGCAAGCCUUGAAUUGGAAUCCCCAAGGGAAAAGAAAGCGUGGCCGUCCUCGGCAAACCUGGCGUCGCACCGUACUGGCAGAACGACGAGCAUAG
Messenger RNA from Spodoptera litura, 1907 nucleotides. The record is from RefSeq and is a predicted model, not a curated record. NCBI's taxonomy places the organism in Eukaryota, Metazoa, Arthropoda, Insecta, Lepidoptera, Noctuidae.